This is a messenger RNA of Caenorhabditis briggsae, 1035 nucleotides long. Gene Ontology annotation, molecular function: triacylglycerol lipase activity. NCBI's taxonomy places the organism in Eukaryota, Metazoa, Nematoda, Chromadorea, Rhabditida, Rhabditidae. Gene Ontology annotation, biological process: triglyceride catabolic process. The record is from RefSeq and is a predicted model, not a curated record. Bases 1 to 1035 code for a protein of 344 amino acids. The transcript has 5 exons.
AUGUUGGCAUUUCUAUAUUUCGUCCAAAUGCUCAUAAAUCUUCCGAAAAUGCUAGUUUUGAGCUGGAACAAUGUGAUUUUCCCCCCAAUGGAUUCCUCCAAAAUGGCUUUUCGAAUAACUACAAUAUCCGAUGAAUUUCCAGAAUUCUGGCAGACACCUUCAGACGUUUCCAGAAGAGAUUCCCUUCUGAAUAUUUCCAUUUGCCACGUGGAAAAAUUCAAAAAUUCAGAAUUUUCGAAAUUUGUCUGGAAAUUUGAUGGGCUGAAAAUUUUCGGGAAAGAAUGCAGCCGAUUUUUUCGAAUCCAGGAUCGAAAAACUCAUCGGGUUACUGUAGAAAUUGGGGAUACUGUAUUAUCAGAAAAUUUGAGUUUGGCGCCGCCAAAAAAAUUCUGGAUCGCCUCAAUCGGAGAUUCAUUUUCCUCGGGACAAGGCAACCCUGGGGACAAAUGGCUCGAUGAGUCUUGUUAUCGAUCGAAGCUGGCGUUUCCUGUGAGGAUUUCCGAGAAAAUCGAAACUUCCAUUUUAUCAUUUUUAUCUUGCUCGGGGAGUACUGUAGAACAAGGAAUACUGUCGAAAAAUGGGCAAUUAGAGGUUUUAAACUCCUUAAUUAUGUCUCACGGCUCUCCUCCUGAUAUUUUAUUCCUCACAAUUGGCGGAAAUGAUAUCGGAUUCACCGACGUGAUUUCAAUGGUCCAGCGAGACAGUAAUAUUGCUGAUAAAUUUGAUAUGAGAUUCUUCUUUGUGUCCCAUCAAAUCGAUCGUGUCGCUUGGAAGCUUCGAGAAAUGAACAUCUCUCGUGUAGUCCUAUUGGACUACUAUGACGUCACGAAAAACGAUAGGAACGAGGUAGACGCCUCAUGUGGAGCCUUUGGGCAGGUGUCUUUGUCAAAUUUGAAAUUGGCGGAGAAGAAAAUUCUGCAACGACUCAACCAGCUAUUACGGCGAAAAGCCCAGGAGUACGGUUGGAUUACUGUAGACACCUCGGAAAUUUUCGGAACACGUGGCAUUUGUUCCAGCAGGAGUUUGAUACGGUAG